AUGCAAUUAGGAUAUAAUGAAAUAAUGAUUGUCUCGAAGUAUUUUGAAGAUAUUAAUGAUUUUAUUAAUUUAGAAAUUGGAAUUAAAAGAUUUGAAGGAAAUAUGGAACAAUUUCAUUUUAAUCCAAUUCCAUUGAAUGAAUAUUCAAGAAAAUUGUUUCCUAAUAUUGAAACAUUUCAUAUUUAUAAUAAAGAAGAUAAAAUAUUUGAAGAUGGAAGAAUAAUUAAAUAUGUAAUAUGGUAUAAAGUGAGUUAUUCAAGAUAUUUAAAAGAGAAAGAAGAAGGAAAUAUUUGUAAAAAUAUCGAAUAUACACAAGAAGAUAGAGAAAAAUAUGGAAAUACAAUACAAAAAGAAGUUGAUUCACUUGGAAAUUAUUGUUUUAAAGAAUUUUCAUCAUUAACAACAAUUAAUAUACCAACAAGUGUUAUUGAAAUAGGAGAUGAUUGUUUUAGUUGGUGUUCAUCAUUAACAUAA
This is a messenger RNA of Entamoeba histolytica HM-1:IMSS, 474 nucleotides long. RefSeq lists its product as uncharacterized. The coding region runs from base 1 to 474 and encodes 157 amino acids. The record is from RefSeq and is a predicted model, not a curated record. The transcript has a single exon. Lineage: Eukaryota; Evosea; Mastigamoebida; Endamoebidae.